UAGACGUCCGCUUUUGUGAUGGAUCGACUCGGAGAUCUUUUGUUUGCUCGGGAGCUUCUUUCGCGGUGAAAUAUCGAAGCGGCCGCGGUUUACGCGAGAUUUAUAUCCAACGGUGUACAAGCUUUCAAAAUGUCAAAAGGGGCGAGAUGUGUAAAGUGCCCGGAUCUACCGUGUCUCCGUCUUUACCAGGAACUCCCACACCUAUUCGACUACCACAUGCUAAACCGGACGUCUUCCGUGAAGUGCUCUUUUACCUCUAUACUGGCAAGGUAAUUCUUCAAGACUCUAGUGUGUUUGAAAGUUUGUCCAUUGCGCAAGAACUGGGCAUUGAUGAGCUUCGAAUGUACUGUGAAGAUCAUAUCAACAGUACUCUAAAUAUACACAAUGCUUGCACUUUUCUGCCUGCUGCUUUAGAAAUGGAAAACAGAGUACCAGGAAACAAAGCUGGACGAUCUUUUGCUGACAGAUGCACAUCCUACAUUGGAGAAAAUGCUCUUGAGUGUGUGAAAACCUCUGCAUUUUUAAAUUUACCCAAAGAAGCUCUAAUCCAUUUGGUUUCAUCUGAUUAUCUUGCCAUGGAAGAAGAAGAUGUGUGGCGUGCAGUUUUAGCUUGGGCAAAACAUCAAUCUGGAGUUACUCAACCCACUGCACAUUGGACAGAAGAAGAAAGAGCGAGGAUAACCCAACAAAUGUCUGGUGUGAUAAACCAUGUAAGAAUAUUGCUGAUUGAUAGCCAAGUGUUUGCUGAAGAAGUAGAACCUACUGGAGCUGUGCCAAUGGAGCUUUCUUUGGAGAGAUAUCGUUUUGCUGCACUUCCAAACAAAUUUACUCAUUCAGAAGACAAACGCAUACAACCCCGGACGUCACUUAAACUCUUUCAAGGAUCUCAGUUAUUAAGUGGUGAGAAACUUCAUCUACAGAGAGUAUUAAAUGCCUGGUUUGGUAAUGCAAAACAAAUGUGGCGUCUACUGUAUAGAGCAUCUACUCAUGGAUAUACCGCUGAAGCUUUCCACUACCACUGUGAUGGGCACAGUCCUACUUUUGUUAUUCUUUUGGGAUCUCAUGGAGAAUUAUGUGGGGGAUUUAGUGAUGUACCGUGGGGUAAAACGAGAGGUCGUGGUCGAUAUGUGCCUUCCGAGAAAGCGUUCUUAUUUACUCUAAUAAAUAAUGCUGAUGUUCCACCCACAAAAUUUGAAGUUGUUAAAAAGAUGUUUGCUAUUGCUCAUCAUCCAGACUAUGGCCCCAUAUUUGGAGCAGGUGCAGAUUUGUGCAUUUCACACAACUGCAAUGCAAACUUGGAAAGUUAUUCUAAUUUGCCACAUUCAUAUGAUGGGGAGAAUGCAUCUUGCACUUUGCUGAUGGAUUUUGUUUUGUUUCUGAAGAAGAGGAACUUGCAUGAUUGCCCUCAAAAUGGAUAGAAUUUUAUUUGUAAUUCUGUGCCAAAAUAAAGUUGUUGUUUUUGCCUAA
Molecule: messenger RNA, 1467 nt
Organism: Stegodyphus dumicola
Lineage: Eukaryota; Metazoa; Arthropoda; Arachnida; Araneae; Eresidae
Product: BTB/POZ domain-containing protein 9
Molecular function (GO): protein binding
Source: RefSeq, a predicted model, not a curated record